Molecule: messenger RNA, 4108 nt
Organism: Girardinichthys multiradiatus
Lineage: Eukaryota; Metazoa; Chordata; Actinopteri; Cyprinodontiformes; Goodeidae
Product: gastrula zinc finger protein XlCGF57.1-like
Exons: 4
Coding region: 1592-3319 (575 amino acids)
Source: RefSeq, a predicted model, not a curated record
GCAUUAGGAGGGUUAUCAGUCUGGACUCCAGGUUCAGAUUCCGCCUCCUUUGUUUCUUUAGAACAUUGGUGGUCUGGAGGGAGAACCUAGCACCUUAGAUGUUUGUCUCCAUGGGUUCUGAUCCACAGUAACCAUGGAUUAGCAGCGCCUUUCCCUUAGCAUUAGCUGUUGACACGCUUCUGAACUGUAACUGGACGUCCAGAACCGAGAACUGAUCUGAAACACCAACCGUAUGUCUGAUGAAAAGUUCCGACUCUGUUUCUGUCGGAGCUUCAGUGUGUGACACCGGACGGAAGUAGAAGCGGCGCUAGCUGGGUUAGCAUCGUUAGUUUACGUUUUGCUGGGAUUCAUCUUUAGGAGAACCACAGAUCUGAACUGGACCUGGCAACCUCCCAGAAACCCAUCCAGAACAGAUCUUAAAGCCAGGACCCCAAAUUACUGCCUGCAGGUUCUGGGAGGCUUUGACCCUUCAGCUCGGCCCACUUUGCGAGUGUUUCCAUUCUUGUUUUUUCUGUACCGGUACCUGGUUGUUUGGUCCCUGGUCCUGAGCAGGUCCGAUCGGGGCUCAGUCGGGACUACAUGUGACGUGAACAGACUGCUGUCCACUGACUGGCUGUGGGACCAGGAAGAAUGAGAAGGUUUUCCUAGAGGCAGUGCAGGGAGAAGACGGCUGGAGCGGGUCAAACCCAAAUAUAAUUUUAUUAUUUACUAAUCAUAAACCAGCCUGAAGGCUGAAAGAAAAGAAAAGGGACACAUGGACGUCCUGAAUGACACGCAGGAGGUGUGCAGCUUUCAUUCUGGCUUUAAGCCAUACUCCAGGGACAUCAGAGCAGGCCACGUCCACCGAGCUGGUCCCGCCGAACUGAUCCCACCAAACUGGUCCAACCGAGCUGGUCCCACCGAGCUGGUCUCACCGAACUGGUCUCACCGAGCUGGUCCCACCGAGCUGGUCUCACCGAACUGGUCUCACCGAGCUGGUCCCACCGAGCUGAUCCAACCGAGCUGGUCCCACCGAACUGGCCUCACUGAGCUGGUCCUACCGAACUGGUCCCACCGAGCUGAUCCAACCAAGCUGGUCCCACUGAACUGGCCUCACCGAGCUGGUCCCACCAAACUGGCCUCACCGAGCUGGUCCCACCGAACCGGCCUCACUGAGCUGGCCUCACCGAGCUGGUCCCACCUAACUGGCCUCACCGAGCUGGUCCCACCGAACCGGCCUCACUGAGCUGGUCCCACCGAACUGGCCUCACUGAGCUGGUCCCACCGAACUGGCCUCACCGAGUUGGUCCCACCGAGCUGGUCCCACCGAACCGGCCUCACCGAGCUGGUCCCACCGAACCGGCCUCACCAAGCUGACCCAACCGAACUGGUCUCACCGAACUGGUCUCACCGAGCUGGUCUCACUGAACUGGUCCCACCGAGCUGAUCCAACCGAACUGGUCUCACCGAACUGGUUCCACCGAGCUGAUCCAACCGAGCUGGUCCCACAGCCACAGACCUCCAGCAGAUUUCUUUUCUGUUGACUCCAGAGGUUUUUCUGAAACUGAGAGAGGAAAUCACUCUGAACCUGAAGAAACAAAAGCCUCCCCAGAUGGAAGAAGAAAAGGAACCAGAUGCUCCAAAUAUCAAACAGGAACAGGAGGAACUACUCUUUAAACAUUUAAAAAAUGAACAACAUGCUGAAGAUCUCCAGAUUAAAGAGGAACAGGAUGAAUACUGCACCAGUCAGGAUGAAGUACAGCUCAUCCUCAAGGAGGAGAUGGAUACAUUGGUGAGGAAACCUGCUUGUGAUAUAAGGGACAACAAGGAACCGGAACAAUGCAGGGACCGGGCCCAACACUCUCUUGUAGCUGAAAACCAGGAGCAGGAAGGAAAGAGAAAGAAAAAAUCCAGACUGAGUAAAAAUUCACACCCAAGGUCAAAGAGGAGAUGUCAGAUAUCCAGACUUCAAAAUGAUGGUGCAGAUAUUUCAAAAAGUAAACGGCGCAAAAGAUCUCCGAUUCCCACAGAAAAACGUGUGUUUUCCUGUAAAGUUUGUGGCAAGAGUUUCAUCCAAAGUAGCCAUUUAAAUAAUCACAUGAGAUCUCAUGCCAGUAAGAAACAAUAUCCGUGUGACGUCUGCGGUAAGUUUUUAAAUGACAAAGGUAGUUUAACUGUCCACAUGAGAACUCACACAGGUGAGAAGCCUUUCACAUGUCCCACCUGUGGGAAAAGUUUUGGUGCAAGAAGCAGCUUUAUUGCUCAUGUAAGGACUCACACCGGUGAGAAGCCUUUUCCUUGUUCAAGCUGUGAGAAAAGUUUCAUCGUAAAAAGUCAUCUAAUUACUCACAUGAGAAUUCACACAGGGGAGAAACCUUUCCAAUGUCUCACCUGUGGAAAACGUUUUGGAGCAAAAAGUAAUUUAAAUACUCACAUGCGGACCCACACAGGUGAGAAACCUUUCACAUGUGUGAGCUGUGGAAAAAGUUUCAGUGUAAGGAGUCAUCUGAUCACUCACCUGAGAACUCACACAGGUGAGAAGCCAUACUCUUGUCCUUACUGUGGCAGAAGUUUCAGUCUGCGAAGUCAUUUAAAUGUUCAUAUGAGCACGCACACAGGUGAGAAGCCUUUUCCAUGUGUGGCGUGUGGCAAACGUUUUCGAGUACGAAGUAGUUUGACUAUUCACAUGAGAACACACACUGAUGAGAAGCUGCACAUUUGUGAAGUGUGUUGUAAAGGGUUCACUCAGAGUAGCAGGUUGGCUUCUCACAUGAGAAUUCACACAGGAGAGAGGCCUUUCCCAUGUUUGACAUGUGGGAAAUGUUUUAGUGCAAAAACAUAUCUGAAUACACACAUGAGGACUCACACAGAUGAGAAGUCUUACCUGUGUGUGAUCUGUGGAAAUAGCUUCAGUCGAAAAAGCAACUUGAACAGACACAUGAGAACGCAUACAGGUGAGAAACCCUAUGAUUGUGAAAUGUGUGGAAAAUCCUUCGGUUGUAGUGGGAGCUUAACUGUUCACAUGAGAUCUCACACAGGUGAGAAGCCUUUUCCAUGUAAAACCUGUGGGAAAAGUUUCAGUGUAAGAGGUUAUCUGAUUAUUCACAUGCGAACUCACACAGGUGAGAAGCCUUUCCCAUGUGUCACCUGUCGGAAAAGCUUCCUUUUAAGGAGUCAUUUGACUCGCCACAUGAGAGUUCACACUGGUGAGAAGCCCUUCUCUUGUGCAACGUGUGGGAAAGGUUUCAGUGUAAGAUGUCAUAUGAUGGCUCACAUGAGAACUCACAAAGAUGAGAAAAGUCUUUCUGAUGAGAGGCCUGUGGGAAACAUUUCAAAGUAGUUCAGAUGACAAUUCAGCAAACCGUUGGAAAGUUGGGGUUCGAUUUUCAGUCAAAAUGUCAAAUCCUAGACGGGUAGAAAGCAUUUCCUUAGUAACCCGUAGCUUUAACCAAUGAAAGACAUGAGCUUCCUCAGCUAUGAUCUGUAACCAUGUCAGAUUUGUUUUUCAUUUGGAACGCAAAGACAUGUUAAAGAUAGUUGAUGUAAAGAACUUUGCUGUGUAUUUCUUUGUCAUUUUGUGACAAAUCUGCUGCUUGUACAGAUUUUGUGAUUUAUGUUUAUAUGGCAACAUGUCUUCUUAGGUCCUUUAAAGGCCUAAAGUUUAUGGUUAAAGUUCUGGAGAACAUUUUCUCUUGUUAUCCACUUGAACUUGAACUCAGCAUCCGAAUCACAAAGCAAGUAGCACCAACAGUAUAUUAGCACAAACAUACCCAUAAAAUUCUGCAGGUGUAAUCAUUUCAGUCUUCUUUCGCCUCAGAACAAAAUUUUUCUUCCUCAGUAUUGCUAUCAUGAGCACAACAGUUAACAAAAAUCGGAGGAAUAGAAAAAUGUUUUCUAGAAAUGAACCAUGACUACUAAAGUUUUAAAGUAGCGCCCAAAAACUUUACAGCUUCUCAUGUUUUUUAGUGAGGUAUCUAUAUAGGGAUCAAAACCCUUUUCUUUGUAGUCCACAGUGGAACAUGUCUGAUGCCUUUAACUGAUUAACAAUAAAAAUUGUCUGAUUGUACAGCUGCUACACGUCAUCUGUAACUUUGGUAUUUGAUCAGUAAUAAAAACUACUUAAUUAUGA